Metarhizium album ARSEF 1941 is the source of this 3018-nucleotide messenger RNA. RefSeq lists its product as uncharacterized. Gene Ontology annotation, molecular function: helicase activity. The record is from RefSeq and is a predicted model, not a curated record. Gene Ontology annotation, cellular component: nuclear RNA-directed RNA polymerase complex. Bases 1 to 3018 code for a protein of 1005 amino acids. The transcript is spliced from 3 exons. Gene Ontology annotation, biological process: regulatory ncRNA-mediated heterochromatin formation. Lineage: Eukaryota; Fungi; Ascomycota; Sordariomycetes; Hypocreales; Clavicipitaceae.
AUGGCAUCUUUUCUCUCCGACUUCUUUACCGGCACAAAUACAGCCAUGCGCCCCCAACGGGACUGGAGGGAAAUGCCCGAGCUCCCUGACGCUGAUGAGUUCAUGAGCAGCGAGCCUCCUCGACUACCACUCAACGACUUUGAGCCUCGGCCCCAGUUACGAGACCAGCUUUUUGAGACGCAGUAUCGUCUUCAUCGAUAUGAAGCCACUGAGACCUUGAGACGGGCUGUACAAACCAUACGAGCGGCGGCCACGUACCAAAACUUCCCCGACGAGCAGAACGGCAGUGGAGACAAAAGGUUGGAACAAGUCAACGUGUACUCCAGGGUGAGCGUGGCUGGAUUUGCCCUUGGACCAAACGCAGCCGGCCAACGGCUCAUCGUACCGACUGCCCCGUCUCGAGACCAAGAUGACGAUGACGACUCCUCUCCUGACGAAAUGGAGCUAUUCACCCCGGGAACCUUGGUCGUCCUGUCGAGUGACUUCUUCAAGACCACAUGCUACGUCGCCAUCGUUGUGGAAAACGAAGGAUUGCGUGAUGAACCAGCGAGCAUUGAUGUUCGUUGGGCAAAGGAAGAUCAAAUGUUCAUGGAUACCAUGCUUGAGCUAGUCAUGCUGGAGCCAACCGAUGCGUAUUUCGAGCCUCUAAGACACACUAUGGUGGGAUUGCAGCACAUGUUUGCGACCAGUUGUCUCCUAGACCAAUACCUCUUCGCUGCAGGCCCUCAUUCUGUGCCAACUAUUCCAUAUCUCAAAGAGACCCCAAAAGGAAGCCCGGUAAUCCCACAGACCGUCAAGGCCCUCGACAAGUCGCAGCACAAUGCCUUUACAGAAGCAACAACAAAAGAGCUGUCUAUUAUCCAAGGACCGCCAGGAACAGGCAAAACCUUUACUUCCAACGUUAUCCUGCAGAGCCUGGUCCAAACCCAGCGACAGUGCCGCGAGGCGCGCUCUAGUCCUGGACCUACAAUACCGGUCAUCGUGUCUGCUCAGACGAACCACGCGUUAGAUCAGCUACUUCAGAAAUACACAGAGACUACAGAGUCAAACAAAGUCGUCCGUCUUGGUGGGCGUAGUAGUAAUGAGGCCAUUGCAAAGCUCACCAUCUCCAGGUUAAAAAGGGUACAUGUUCCUUCCAGCUAUCGAGCAGAGCCAGCUGGAAAUCUGGUAGCGGCUGCCAUGAGGGCUUUCAUGGCACUCCGCGACGCUCUUAAACCAAGUGAAGAUAUAAAAAGCGCCAAAGAACUCUUUCAUCACAAGAUUCUUUCCGAGGAUCAAUAUUAUUCAAUCGUCAACGACGAUUGGGAGUCGAGUGAAGGAAAUGGGUGUGACUUGGCAAACUGGCUUGGCAAGCCUCAACCGAACUCUGAGAACAGCCGCGCAGGGCCAGAUGACGAGGCCAAGCUGAAGCCUCGUUGGCAAGGAGCAAGAGUCAAUUUUAUACCUUUGCCAAAGUCAUCAGAUGGGCUGGCUAGCUCUUGCUCCCGGGAUUUCGUCAUUGAUCUGCUGGCCAACACGCGCAACUUGUACCACAUUAGACCCGAGGACCGGCGAGCUGUCUAUGAUUAUUUAAGAGAAAGGCUUCAUGCAAUCAAGAAUCCCUCAAUAGAAGGUCUCGUCAUGUCCUAUAACAGGGCCCGAGCGUCGAUUCAAAGUACGCAGGUCGUCAAUGAUCUCGCCUACAUACAGGCGGCCGAAAUCGAAGUGAUUGGGUGUACUGUCACAGGGUUGAUGAAAUACCGACACCUCAUCUCCAGCCUUAGACCUCAGAUUUUACUCAUGGAAGAAGCGGGAGAGAUCCGCGAAGGUGGCACAAUUGCAGGUCUUCUGCCUUCUAUAGAGCAUCUCAUCCUCCUGGGCGAUCAUCAACAACUCCAGCCACACGUCAACAUGAGAGAGCUCGCGAGAGACCCCUGCCGCCUCAACAUCUCCAUGUUUGAACGGCUGAUCAAGCUUGGAAUCUCGCACAAGACGCUUCUCCAACAGCGCCGAAUGAUACCAUGCCUCCGCGAAAUCGUGCAACUCUUUUACCCUCGAUUGGUCGACCACACGCCAACCAUUUCCCAACUGCCGCCGCGUGUCCCCGGUGUCGCCAGGCCACUGUGGUGGUUCCGACACGACUGGCUGGAAGAGGCUGGUUUCUUUAAUGGCAGCUCUGUGCAGAACUUUACAGAGGCUCAGAUGGUUGUAGCGUUUGUUCAGUAUCUGGUUGAUCUGCAAAAGUUCCCGCCGGAGCGCAUUACCAUGCUCACCUACUACCGAGGCCAGGUUGACCUCCUCAACAAGCAACUAGCUGCCAAUCAACGACUUGCAUCGCUGGAGACAGAUUGGUCCGUGAGAACCGUGGACGGUUUCCAAGGCGAGGAAAAUGACAUCAUCAUACUCUCCCUGGUGCGAGGACCCAAUGGAAAAGCUGGUUUUCUGACACAGGAGAACCGCGCCAUUGUAGGACUGAGCCGUGCAAGAUUCGGCAUGUACAUCUUCGGGCAUCAGGAUGUCCUUCUCAAGCACCCUCGACGGACUUGGGCCAAGGUCAUACGACAGAUAGGGGAAAACCAGGGCGCGACACUGCCACUACGCCCUGACCCGGGCGUAGACGAGGUGGUUCAAGUCGACCAUCCAGAUAAGCUGAAGCAGCUCCUGCGAAUGGCGAGGCGUCAACCGUCGAGAGAAGGAAGAAAGAGAGCGAGCGCCGCCGGCAGCUCAGAUACAGAAGCGGAGACGCAGGCCAAGACGUCUAGCACAAAGACGGAAGCACCUGAUACCGCGAGCAGAGAUGCUCCAAAUCGUCAAGGCAAGAUGGGAUCCUGGACCGCCAACCUCCCAAGCCUGCCGUUGCGGAGACGGAUAGAGACGAUAGAGUCACUAGCUUCCGAUUUAGAGCUGGUGUCGCUCGAAGAUUCGGCGACAAUCCCCAUCUCGCAGCGGGUGUCGUGGGACCUGGCGCCGUUGCAACCGACUUCCGAGUCAGUGGAAGAGGAGCAACUCAUUGAGUUUUCAGACGGCGAAUCUUGCUAG